AUGGAGGCUGUAGGCCACACCCACUCUCACGAUGGCGGCUUAACGGCACAUUCUCACGGUGGCUUCUCUAUUGCCGAGCAUGGACACUCACACGAGAUUCUUGGUGGGCCGGGGAGCUUUCUUGGCCGCGAGAUGCCUAUUAUUGAGGGCCGGAACUGGAAUGAGCGCGCCUUUACCGUAGGCAUUGGAGGACCCGUCGGCUCCGGCAAGACCGCCCUCAUGCUGGCCCUGUGCCUCGCCUUGCGCUCGCAGUACUCCAUCGCUGCCGUCACCAACGACAUCUUCACGCGCGAGGACGCCGAGUUUCUCACGAAGCACCGGGCGCUGCCCGUGAGCCGCAUCCGCGCCAUCGAGACCGGCGGCUGCCCCCACGCCGCCGUCCGCGAGGACGUAUCCGCCAACCUCACCGCCCUCGAAGAUCUUCACCGCGCCUUCGCCACCGAUAUUCUGCUCAUCGAGUCUGGCGGCGACAACCUCGCUGCCAACUAUAGUCGCGAGCUCGCCGACUUCAUCAUCUACGUCAUCGACGUCAGUGGCGGCGACAAGAUCCCUCGCAAGGGCGGCCCCGGCAUCACCCAAAGUGACCUCCUCGUCGUCAACAAGACUGACCUUGCUGAGGCCGUCGGCGCUGACCUCGCCGUCAUGGAGCGUGACGCCCGCAAGAUGCGCGAGGGUGGCCCAACCGUUUUUGCCCAGGUCAAGAAGGGCGUCGGUGUUGACCACAUCAUCAACCUCAUCGUUAGCGCCUGGAAGGCCAGUGGCGCCGAGGAAGCUUGUAGAGCAAAGGGGGGUCCGAAACCCACGGAGGGUCUGGAGACGCUGGUCUAA
Durotheca rogersii is the source of this 828-nucleotide messenger RNA. RefSeq names its product urease accessory protein UreG. The transcript has 2 exons. Gene Ontology annotation, molecular function: GTPase activity; nickel cation binding. Bases 1 to 828 code for a protein of 275 amino acids. Lineage: Eukaryota; Fungi; Ascomycota; Sordariomycetes; Xylariales; Xylariaceae. The record is from RefSeq and is a predicted model, not a curated record.